This is a messenger RNA of Fusarium oxysporum Fo47, 1716 nucleotides long. Its product is annotated as Reticulon-domain-containing protein. Lineage: Eukaryota; Fungi; Ascomycota; Sordariomycetes; Hypocreales; Nectriaceae. The transcript has 4 exons. Bases 1 to 1716 code for a protein of 571 amino acids. The record is from RefSeq and is a predicted model, not a curated record.
AUGAGUGGACUGCGAAACAACUUCCAGCCCGUCCUGGCUGAAGAUGCCCCACGCUCGGAGAGCAAUGUCGAACGUCGAGAUUCCGGGCCAUUGAAGGAAAUAAUUGCUCAACAGGAUAGCCUCUACAAGUACAUCAGCUGGGAGGAUCCCGCACGAACUAUCGGAUCCUACUUUGCCGCCCUCGGCUUCAUGCUCGCAGUUCAUCAUAUGCAUCUUACCCAGCUGACUCUCAAAACCAUGGCAAUUGGCCUUGGAGUGAUGUCCAUGGCCGAGUUCGCUGGUCGUUCCUUCGGCCCUAAUAACUUCGUCUCUCGCAUGCGACCCAGACAGUACAAGACCGUUCCGGAAUCAACUCUCAAUGCUACGCUCAAGGAUAUCCACGACUUCAUUCAGUAUGCUGUUGUUCAGGCUCAGAAAAUCCUCUUCGCUGAAGACCUCGAGAAGACAUUUGGUGCUUUCGCUUUCACCGGCUCUCUGUACUUCCUGAUUCAGUUCAUGUCUCCUUUCGGCAUUGCCAUCCUCGGCCUAACCACCAUCUACACCAUUCCUCUCGUCACUUCCCCGCGAGGUAGAGGCAUUGCCCGUGACGGCGUGGCUCGUGCCCAAGAGAUCAGCAAUACAGCUGCUGACCAAGCCAGCUCUCUCGCCCAAGACACCAAGGGCACAAUGGCUAACAUUUCCUCCAUGGCUCAAGAUACCGCUGGCAACUUAAGACAACGCGCUGUCAACAUGGUUCCUGGCUCAAAGCAGACUGAGAACCGAUCAGACGUUACCUCUACUGUUUCUCACAGCUCUUCUGGACCCACUCAGGCUAGGGAUAUCUCAUCACAGUUCCCUCAGAAUGAUUCCGACAAGUCAUUUGAGCAGUCCAAGCACCUGGCCUCCAUGGGCUCCCGCGGUACUUCUGGUAGUUUCAACCGAUCACCAAUCAAGACUGUUCAUGUCGACCCCAACCAGUCCAAAGACUUCUCCCAGAGCAACUUUGACAGCUCUUCUUCCCAGUCCAAGGACACCCCUUCUAGCUUCUCCCACAGCACUGCUGAUGACUUCCCUUCCAGCACCCAACCCGCUCUCGGCAACUCUAAAGAGAAUACCGCAAGCUUCUCCCACGGCGCUACUGGAAACCUGCCUUCUUACGGUCAAGCUACCUUCAGCAAGCCUCAGGAUAUUACGCCCAGCUACAUGUCCAGCAAGGCAAAGGAAGCCACCUCCAGCUAUUCCUCUAGCCGCCCCGAUGACAAGACUCCCAGCUUUGGUUCCAGCAUGAACAAUGAUAUGUCAUCAGGCUUUUCUCAUGGCACUACCGAUGACUUCUCACCUUCCAGCAAGACCAACUCCAACUUCCCUCCUAGCAAGGACCAAGAUAUGCCCGAUUAUGCUCAGCACCGAAAGUCUCUCAACUACUCCAAGUUCCCUCAUGUCAGUAGCGAUAAUUCCGGCAUGCAGUCCGGCUCUACUACCCUCUUUGGCAAACAAGCUCCCACCGGAAAGAAGCCUUCUAUUGAUGAGACCAACUACUCUCUCCAGAACAAAACAGAUAUGACUUCCGACUAUCAGCACUUCGUUCCCCGUGAGGCUCCCAACCGUGGAACGCUUAGCUCUCAGGCCGAUACCUCCGUGGGUAAGAUGCCUCUUGGCGAACUGAUUGACGAAAAGGAUCAGGCGGGAGAUAAGGCUCCACCAAUCUCCGCUGGUGGCUUGAAUGCCAUGAAGUAG